Messenger RNA from Oryza brachyantha (malo sina), 1830 nucleotides. RefSeq names its product eukaryotic translation initiation factor 3 subunit L-like. The record is from RefSeq and is a predicted model, not a curated record. Gene Ontology annotation, molecular function: translation initiation factor activity. Gene Ontology annotation, cellular component: eukaryotic translation initiation factor 3 complex; cytoplasm. Gene Ontology annotation, biological process: translational initiation. NCBI's taxonomy places the organism in Eukaryota, Viridiplantae, Streptophyta, Magnoliopsida, Poales, Poaceae. The transcript has 7 exons. Bases 3 to 1580 code for a protein of 525 amino acids.
CAAUGGCGGCGGCGGGGUACGAGCGGGAGGAUGGCGGCGGAGGAGGAGGAGGGGGGCCGGGGGCGGCGGGGAGGGAGGCGUACGACCCGAGCUACGUGCCGGACUCGGUGAAGACGUUCGUGACGCACCUGUACAGGCACGUGAGGGAGAAGAACGUGUACGAGAUCCACCAGAUGUACGAGGGCGGGUUCCAGCGGCUCUCCGACCGGCUCUUCCGCGACGCGCCGUGGCCGUCGGCGGAGGCCGUGGCGCCCUACUGCGACGGCGACCACGUCUUCCUCCUCCUCUACAGGGAGCUCUGGUACCGCCACGCCUACGCGCGCCUCCCGCCCCCGCUCGCCGCCGCCCGCCGCGCCGAGUCCUGGGCCAACUACUGCGACCUCUUCAGCGUCGUCCUCCACGGCGUCGUCAACAUGCAGCUGCCCAACCAGUGGCUCUGGGACAUGGUCGACGAGUUCGUCUACCAGUUCCAGAGCUUCUGCCAGUACCGCGCCAAGCUCAAGAACAAGACCGACGACGAGCUCCACCAGCUCAAGCAGUUCGACAAGGCGUGGAACGUGUACGGGGUUCUCAACUACCUGCAAGCGCUGGUGGAGAAGUCCAUGAUCCCGCAGAUUCUCGAGAGGGAGAAGGAAGGGCUGGAGCAGUUCACCGCCACCGACGGCUACGACUACCAGGGCGGCAGCAAUGUGCUCAAGAUGCUCGGUUACUACAGCAUGAUCGGGCUGCUCAGGAUGCACUGCCUUCUUGGGGACUACCACACUGGCCUCAAGUGCUUGGCGCCAAUCGACCUGAACCAGCAGGGGGUCUACACUAUUGUCAUUGGGAGUCACAUCUCCACUAUCUACCACUACGGCUUUGCAAACCUUAUGAUGCGCAGGUAUGUGGAAGCCAUACGUGAAUUCAACAAAAUCCUGUUGUAUAUUCUGAAAUAUAAGCAGUACCAUCAGAAAUCCCCACAGUAUGACCAGAUAUUGAAGAAAAAUGAACAGAUGUAUGCCUUGUUGGCAAUUUGCCUCUCCUUAUGCCCGCAGCACAACCUCAUAGAUGAGAACGUUAGCACUCAGCUGAAAGAAAAGUAUAAUGACAAAAUGACAAAGAUGCAGAGGUUUGAUGAGGAAGCCUAUGCUGCAUAUGAUGAACUGUUUUCAUACGCAUGCCCCAAGUUUAUUACUCCAUCACCUCCAGCCCUGGAUCAGCCGCUUACGAAUUAUAACCAGGAUGCAUACCGUCUUCAAUUGAAGUUGUUCCUUUAUGAAGUGAAGCAACAACAGUUGCUUUCAGGAAUCAGAAGCUAUCUAAAAUUGUAUUCAACCAUAAACAUUGCCAAACUUGCGCAAUAUUUGGAAGUGGAUGAGGCAACACUUAGGUCUAUCCUGAUGACAUACAAGCAUAAAAUGCACGCGGUUGACAAUAAUGGAAAGAUUAUUUCCAGUGCAGACUUUGAUUUCUACAUUAAGGAGGAUGUUAUUCAUGUUAUGGAGUCCAAACCAAUCAAGCGUCAUGGUGAUUACUUUUUGAGACAGAUUUUAAAGUUCGAGGAAAUGAUUGGUGAACUGGAUAAAGUACAGUUUGACUGAGCCUGGUGGUGACCAUAGAGGAGCAGGGUACAUCCCUGCUUAGUUUAUGCUGUUGCAAGAGGCACUUAUGAUGAUUAAUGUUUACACAUCAAUAUCUGCCUUUUGUACUCCUUUUUGACUCCAAUGAUGAACCGGUGAAUUAUAUUUGAAAAUUGUAGGAGCUUCAGAGUCUGUAGUUUGCAUUCUCAAUACUGUGCUAUCAUCUGAUGAUUUAUACAAUAGUUGAGCUAUUUUUUCCCCUCUAGAUGUU